CACACAUGCAUCAGAGUACUUGCAGAGAGAAGAUAUGGAUCUCACAUCAGGAGUUACUGCCAUUCAGGAUCUAAAAGCAACAAUGACAUCUUAUCGCAGUGAUCAACAGUUCGACCUAUUUCUAGAGGAAGCUAAUUCAUUAGCUGAAAAAUGUGGUAACGAAGUGCUUCAUGGUAGUUUUACUUUUAAUGAUUGCAAUCCAACAGCGUUGCAAUCCAAGCGUCGCCGAACACUACCUGCUCAUCUCGCUGAUGGCCAAAACAUUCUAGAUAUGCCUAACCUACGAUGCAACCGACCAGAUGGUGAAUCAGAGCUGGAGUGUUUUAGACGAGAACUUUACUUGCCGUUCUUGGACAGGAUUCUACGAGAGCUGAACAAACGCUUUUCGGAAAAAGCAUGCGAAAUGAUGACUCUUGCCGCAACAUUCCAUCCACGAAACCUUGCUGAAGAUAAUGCUCCUAAAGUUGAGAAGAUUGCCCAGUUCUACAAGCUUAGCAGCAAUCGUGUCGGGCAACAAUUCCUCCUAUUUUCGAAAUCGAAGCAAUGUAACGACUGGAAGAUUGCAUACGAGCAUCAUAUCAGCGAACAGAAGAAAAGAAAAGAGAAAGGGUCCACAAGAAGGUUUCCAUCUUGGAUUUGCUUGCCCUCCUUGCUCGAAGUUUUCAGCAAAGAUGAUCUGCACCAUCUUUAUCCCAACUUGUUUGAGGUCAUCAAGAUUGUCGCUACCUUGCCUGUGACAGUGGCAUCAUGUGAGCGCACACACAGCAAGGUCAAAAUAAUAAACAAUUAUUUGCGAGCUGCUAUGUCACCUGAUAGACUCGAGGACCUUGUCCAGAUUAGCAGCGAACGAGAUCUAGCCAACAGAAUUGAACUUAGCAAAUUAGUGGAAAUAUUUAAGCUUGCAAAACCUCUUAAGCUUCUCUUGUAAACAGCUUUAACGAUUACAUAGAUUAGCCAUUAUUAUUCUACCUAACAGUUAUUUCCAUUUGUAUUUAAAAUAUAAAAUUAUGUUGUCUUCACGUUUUGUGGAUGUAGCAAUUCCUUUAGGUUUAGUUUAGUUUAGUUUAAUAACUUUGUUGCUUUAGAAGAAAAACCAUACACACUUGCAUCAUCCAAGCACUACUAUAUAUACUGCUAAAUACAAGAAUGUAGUAAUUAGUUAAAAAAACAACUGGUGGCCAAACAGGGCAUUGCCCCAAUUGAACAUGACUGUAAUACUAUAUUUUCAGAUCUUAUAUAUAGUCAUGAAAAAAUCGUGUUUUGUUUACUUUAUAAUCUUCGGAAUUCUGUAUAAUCUUACCCUGAAAAUGCAGUAAAUCGUAUUUCAGGGUCUCUAGAUUUCAAAAAUUUUCCGGGGGGCAUGCCCCCGGACCCCCCUAGAAAUGUCUCGCGCCUUCACCGCUCGAAAAUCCCCCCCACUUUUAAGAGGCUGGCGCCGCCACUGGAGCGUUGGGCUAGUAUUCCAAAGGUCGUAGGUUCGAUUCCCACCGUGGCCAGGCAUAUUUUUCAAGCCUGCCCGGUGUGGAUAUACACUCAGAGUAACAUCACACAAGCAUAGAUAAUGUUAUUCUAAUGAGUUUCACUAGUUUCAUUAUAUUGUUAUUCUAAUGAGUUUCACAGCCAUCUUCCCUUCGAUAUGCUAUGGCUAAAUGAAAGUUCAAAUGCUGGUUAACAGAACUGAAAUGUUGUAGACCAUGACGUAUUUCAAUACAUCGAAAUCGCCCUGCCUCGUAUCUCAUCCUGGCAAAGCAGGAUCAUAUAAACAGACCCUUUUUCAGCAAAUUGCACAUGGUGGCUUUGAUCCAUUGUGGAUGAGGCAGCAGUUUCCUUGCGAUAGUAACUUCUAGUUUAAUUAAUAUUAAAGCUGGAUUCUUUCACCGUGAUGUCAUGCCAAAAGGUGUCUUUUCUAUUCUCAAUAACUUUGGUCAAACUUCAGACCAAACUUCUACGCACUGUUACUUAUUUAGUAGUUUUAACUGGCCAUCACUUUUAAAACAGCAAGAAGAUAAAGACAACGUGUACGUGUGAGUUAUCCAUGAAAUAAAUAGUUGGUUUACAAAAUGAAUUCCGUCUUCGUGGAUAAAAUCAGUAAUGAGUUAUAAAUAAUCUCUCCUGUAGGGAUUUCCCCGGCAAUUGAUAAAACUAGAAUAGUGAAGCGAAUAGUGCGAAUAGUCGACGAAUAGUACGAAUAGUCUGCGAAUAGUCGACGAAUAGUGCGAAUAGUCCGCGAAUAGUCGACGAAUAGUGCGAAUAGUCCGCGAAUAGUCGAGAGUUAUAAAUAAUCUCUCCUGUAGGGAUUUCCCCGGCAAUUGAUAAAACUAGAAUAGUGGCGAAUAGUGCGAAUAGUCGACGAAUAGUACGAAUAGUCUGCGAAUAGUCGACGAAUAGUGCGAAUAGUCCGCGAAUAGUCGACGAAUAGUACGAAUAGUCGACGAAUAGUGCAAUAGAGACUUUGCAAGGCUUUCCACCGUGCUGCAGAACUAAAUUUACCGGGGCGGGGGGGGGGAGGCUCUAUUGACAAACAUGAAAUCGUGAAAACAUUCGUUGAUGUCAAUGACGUCAUACGUAAUCGGUAAAAAUUACGGGACCACUGAGUUUUAACAAAUAUUUAACAGGAAGUAGAAUGACAAUCACUAGAAUGACGUUUUCCACUGGGCGAAUUUGUUCGCGCGAAGCAACAAGUAAAAGAGUAGGCUGAUCCAACUUUUUCGCGGCGAAUUUUGUCGUUGACCAAUCACAUUGCCGAAAUUUGGUUUUCGCUUCGCGCGAACAAAUUCGCCCAAAAACGGGCUUAAAUAAUAAAUCGAUACCUUCUCUUGUUUCGUGAUGUAAAUCACGUUUUCCAAGCACACGAAAUCACUUAAGCCCUUAAAUCUUCAGUUACAACGUCACAACUUACAAGUAAAAUUCCUAUAAAAUUCCAUCAGUAAAAUUCAUGACUCGCUCAUAUGGUUACCACUUACCAUCAGGAAUGAUUAUAAAUUUAAAAAAUAUGAAAUAUAUUUCCUGACGAUGACUGAAUUUUAGUCGAAACACGUUGGUCAAAUUUAGCAAAAUUUCUUCCACUCGUGCGGGCUCGUAUUGUCAGCGGACAUCUUACAGAAAGUGGGCAGUUCUGUGCAAAAUGCAAAAGUUUCAAUUUUUCACAACAAGUUCGCUGAAAAUGCGAGCCUGCGAUACUGGGAGAAAAUUUGCUGAAUAUGACCAGCGGGAAAGCUACAAUAUUAAAAUGUUUAUUUUCGAAGUUGCCGUUGUUUUAUAUUUUAUUAAAAUACUCGGUGGUUCCCAUAAUUUUUACCGGUUACGUAUGACGUCAUUGACGUACGUCAACGAAUGUUUUCACGACUUCGUGUUUGUCAAUAGAGCCCCCCCCCCCGGUAAAUUUAGUUCUACAGCACUGCUGCAAAGCCUUGGAAAGCCUCUAUUGCACUAUUCGUCGCCUAUUCGCGGACUAUUCGUACUAUUCGUCGCCUAUUCCCGGACUAUUCGUACUAUUCGUCGACUAUUCGCGGACUAUUCGUCGACUAUUCGCACUAUUCGCUUCACUAUUCUAGUUUUAUCAAUUGCCCUCUCAAACAUGGGCGAGGCAGUACCCCGAAAAUGGCGGGAAAAUCGGCCGUGAAAAAGGCUAAUUGACGUUCGCUGUCGAAAAUUACUUGCAAGGACUGAAUACGGAAAUCCAAACUCAUAUCUAGUAUUCCCCUUUAUGUAGUUCAUCGUCAUCUUCUUCGACACACGAAAUUGAAACGAAUAUGCCCAGUGGAUCACGGGACAGUAUUCGGACAAACCAAUCUCAACCGGAAGACAAAACUGUAUCUACGCCUGUAGAACAUGCAAAUGAAAGCCGGGAGAGUGUGACGAGAUCAAAUACAGCGAAAACUGUUCCAAAGUGGUUUAAAUUAGGUAAGUGGGUUUUGUAAAUGGAAAACGGCAGGUUCGAUUUCUGCCAGAGGGCUUAUAGUUGCAUUUUUCACAACUGCUCCUGGUUAGAUCUAAAUAAACAUAAAAUAUACUCUCGAAAUUUCCAUCUACAAGAUUAAAUUUCCAUCUACAAGAUGCUUAAAGGUGAUCUACAGUCCGUAUGUAAACAAAGGCUUUGUUUACAUUUUUGUGUUCAAAAUAUUGAGCUUUAUUCGACAACUAUUUAUAUUUUGAAGCUUCUAGAGUAUAAUAAAUGAUCAAGAAACAACAAUCAGGCUUUUCAAGAACUCAAAACAUAGUUAAACUGUUUGUAUCAUAAAAAGUGGGCUCAUUUGUGCACAUGCGCAGAUCGGACUGUAGUGUGACUAACCCCAUAUAUGAUUUUUGGUAUGUGUAAUAUUUGGGUCAUUCUAAGAAGAAAUGUAAUAUAUCUUUAUAGUAAAAAACCUCAUCUUGAUCAACUUUUUCCCUGUCAAAGUUUCCAGAUAUGAUGUCAUUAGGUGAAUUUUUGGUACAAAAAACAAAGCAAAACUAAUUUGCAAUUCACCUAAUGACAUCAUAUCCGGAAACUUUGAUUGUGAAAAAGUUGAUCAAGAUGGGAUUUUUUAUUAUAAAGAUACAUUACAUUUCUUCUUCGAAUUACCCAAAUAUUACAAAUACAAAAAUCAUAUUUGGCGUUAGUCACACUUUCAAUAUUUCAGUUCAAUCGUGUCAACCCCACUCCCCCACAGGAACAUUUGCAUAAUUUUGAUUGUUUGUUUUUUAGGCAAAUGA
Molecule: messenger RNA, 4695 nt
Organism: Paramuricea clavata
Lineage: Eukaryota; Metazoa; Cnidaria; Anthozoa; Malacalcyonacea; Plexauridae
Source: the annotation of a GenBank genome assembly